AUGAAUCCUCGAGAGCCAGUACACGAGAAGGACACUAAACCUCCAGUCAAUGCUUCUAUGAAGGCCGGAAAUAAGGAGAAACCGGAUGCGCCGGCGAAUCUCGAGGCAGGUGUACAUCAAGAUGAGACUGUUGAGGGGGAAUCGGUACACGGAGAAGAUAUCUACCUUCAUGGAUUACCCUUGGUACUGAUGACACUUUCACUGAUGGUCGGUGUAUUGAUGAUUGCUCUGGAUAAUAGCAUCAUUGCUACUGCUAUACCAAAGAUUACGAGCAAAUUCGACAGUCUCGGUGACGUUGCCUGGUAUGCAUCGGCCUAUCUCCUCACCCAAAUGUCCUUCCAACCUACCUUCGGCAAGAUAUAUACCUUCUUCAAUCUCAAAUGGGUAUACCUGAUCUCGUCCAUAAUCUUCGAAGGGGGCUCUAUUCUUUGCGCUGCAGCACCGAGUUCAGCAGCCUUCAUUAUCGGUAGAGCCAUUGCUGGAAUCGGUGCAGCGGGUAUCUUCUGCGGCGCCAUGAUCAUCAUUUCCAAGAUUGUGGAGAUGAGAAAAAGACCGUUGCUGUUGGCCAUAAUAUCCAGUAUGUAUGGUAUUGCUUCAGUCAUUGGCCCUUCACUUGGUGGUGUCUUCACUCAUUCUAAACAACUCACUUGGAGAUUCUGUUUCUGGAUCAACUUGCCUCUGGGUGCCGUAAUGGCUCUUAUAAUCUGUUUUUACUAUCCUCUCUCACUCGGUGAAGCUCCAGAUAGCGACCAUAGUCUCAAGGAAAAGAUACUUGGCCUCGGCCUCAAAAGCGCAUUGAUUCUUGCAGGAGCUCUGGUAUGCCUCUUCCUUGCUCUUCAAUGGGGAGGCACCAAACAUCCUUGGUCCGAUUCACGUGUAUGGGGCUGUUUGGUUGGCUUUGGUCUUCUUCUGACACUGUUCGUGUUCAUUCAAAUACGACAAGGAGAAGCCGCCUUGAUUCGCCCUCGCAUCAUCUCACAGAGAUCCGUCUUCCUAGGAUGUCUGUUCUCUGCGUUGUAUCAGGGAGCUAUGACCACGCAGAGUUACCAUCUGCCGUUCUAUUUCCAGGCUGUCAAAGGAGUGGACCCCCAAACAUCCGGUGUUGACAUUCUUCCUCACGGGGUUACCGUCACGAUAGCUACUCUUAUUACCGGCUCUAUUAUCACUUGGCUAGGAUACUACGUACCGUUCAUGUGGGCCGGCUCAGCCAUUUUCACAACUGGUGCAGGUCUGCUGUACACGAUCUCGCAAAACACCCCAACAGCGCGAUGGUUCGGCUAUGAAGUUCUAGCUGGGGCUGGCUUUGGUAUAGCGAUCCAAAUCCCAAUCUUCGCUGUACAAGUCGUAUUAAGUGCAGGUGACAUUCCCCUGGGAACAGUGCUGAUCAUCCUAUCCCAAGCCCUGGGAGGUUCAGUGGGUCUGUCCAUCUCCCAAAACGUCUUCCAGAACUCUCUCCGCCAAAGGCUAAAGACAAUAGCCGACAUUGACAUACAAGCCGUUAUCGCAGCGGGCGGGACUGAUUUGGAACAUGUCGUGUCGGCUGACUCUCUCGCCUACGUCAGAGAUGCGUUUAGGUAUGGCAUCUCAAAUGCCUUCCUUGUAUCGACGGCACUUGGCGGCAUCGCUUUUUUGGCAAGUAUCGGAAUGGAGCGAAGAAAGAUCAAGUCAAAGAAGGAAGGAGGUGAAUAA
Fusarium fujikuroi IMI 58289 is the source of this 1689-nucleotide messenger RNA. Its product is annotated as related to aflatoxin efflux pump AFLT. Gene Ontology annotation, biological process: transmembrane transport. Bases 1 to 1689 code for a protein of 562 amino acids. Gene Ontology annotation, molecular function: transmembrane transporter activity. The record is from RefSeq and is a predicted model, not a curated record. The transcript has 6 exons. NCBI's taxonomy places the organism in Eukaryota, Fungi, Ascomycota, Sordariomycetes, Hypocreales, Nectriaceae.